GAGAUAUAAGUCCGGAAUAUCCCGCUGCUCUCCCUCAGUCGCCUCCCCUCCGUGGCCACAGACGGCAGUAGCAGCGUCAGUCUCCUGUGCUUUAACAUUUUUGUGAAUUAUUUUUCGUCGAGCGUCUCGAUUCCUCGAAGCACCAUGGCACAGGAACAGGAGACGCAGGUCGCGCGCCGCAUCCUGCACCGGCUGGACGAGAGCGUCCUCCCGAGCGUGAAGAGGAACGCCGGCAUCGUGAAGGAGUUCGCGGACCUACUGCAGGCGACCUUCUCGGGCCACAGCCUGCUGCGCGGCGCCACGGUCUUGCACGGCGGCAGCGCCUACGAAAGCCUCUGCGUCACGAAGGACACUGACUUCGACAUCACGGUGGUCCUCGGGGAUCCCUUCGUCGCCAAGAACUUCGAGGUGACGCGCGACAGGAGCGGCUUCUUCGCCCUGAAGUGGCGCUACAGCAACCGCCAUCUGUACGACGAGGCUGGAUUCCUCGACGCCAAGGCCCUCCAGCAGCAACUGUUCGGCGCGCUGGGCAAUUGCGUGAGGGAGGUGCGUGUUCCCAAUACGUCGGUGUUUUCGAUGCCGAAGCUUAUGGCUCUGCUGGUGGAGAUCACGACGCAGUGGGGCACCAUCUCCAUGGACCUCGUCCCUGUUAUCGCGGCGCGGAGUUGGGGGCCGUGCCCGGAUCUCGUGCCGCUGAGCAGCCUGCCGGCGACGCUGCGGGAGCACGUGGACACGCUCGUCCGCAACUGCUCGCCCGUCUUGUGCUUCAGCCCCGCGGCGCCAGGGAACCACAGCAACGGCGACCGCCUGUGCAACAUUGCCUUCGGGAUGCUCGAGAAGAACUUCCUGCGAGCCAACCCCGCGGUGCGUGACAUGGUGCGUCUGCUCAAGUUCCUGUCGGUGUACCACGGCUGGAAGAAGCUCGGCCUCAAGUCCUUCCACCUCAAGCGCAUGGCGGUCAAGUACAGUGGCGAACUGGUGAACAAGACUCUCUGUAAGUGGCCGGAGAAGGGUGUCUGUCUCCUCAGGGCGCCGGAGCUCCUUCCGAAGGGUUAUCACACGGGGCUAAGGUUCCAUCUAUUCUGUGGGGAGUCGUGUCCUGGGAUUCCAAAGGCGCUGCCAACUGGGGGACCACAGAGGACAGAAAAGGAAUAGGAGCGCGCGCUCAAAAUGUCCAAUCGAGGACUUGAGGCCAAGUUACAGGCCCUUUAACCCGAGGGCAUUGGGCGGCUGGAACUCUGCACCCGCUCCCAUUGGCUUCCUCCUGCCUCUUCCCGGAUGGCGUGGACGCUGCUUUCCCUCCAUCCAUUCCUCAUCUCUGACCCGUUCCUCCUUCUGCCCACUCCUUCCCUCCCUGGCCAAUACCUUCCUCCUGUUAUUGCUCUUCUAUUUUCCCAGACCCUCCCAAGUCGGAUAUUCUGUCCUCCUCACACAUUUCCUUGCACAUAGCUCUAGUCACUCCUCCACUACCCAUGCCCACACAGACGGCUCCAAAUCCACUUCGGGCACUGGUUUCGCCGUUGUCUUUCCCUCUCGCAAACAACUUUCCGCCAUAAUC
Penaeus indicus is the source of this 1558-nucleotide messenger RNA. RefSeq lists its product as uncharacterized. The transcript has 7 exons. The record is from RefSeq and is a predicted model, not a curated record. Lineage: Eukaryota; Metazoa; Arthropoda; Malacostraca; Decapoda; Penaeidae. Bases 145 to 1155 code for a protein of 336 amino acids.